This is a messenger RNA of Echinococcus granulosus, 918 nucleotides long. Its product is annotated as Endophilin-B1. Lineage: Eukaryota; Metazoa; Platyhelminthes; Cestoda; Cyclophyllidea; Taeniidae. The record is from RefSeq and is a predicted model, not a curated record. The transcript has 9 exons. Gene Ontology annotation, cellular component: cytoplasm. The coding region runs from base 1 to 918 and encodes 305 amino acids. Gene Ontology annotation, molecular function: protein binding.
AUGCAGACUGUGCAGUCUGUAAAAAAGCUGGACGACUUUUUUCUCGUAUCGCAGCCACAGCCUUUCAAACCCUUUUUGAGUCAUGAAAUUUUGUUAAAACACAGUGAAACACAGGUGCUCAGCUGGGAAAAGUUCCAACGGCCUGGUUGCUUGACAUUAAAGACUAUGCCAUUUGAACAAAAGAUGCACUCCUUUUUUGAGUCCACUAUUACAGGCCUGAAUCGAAUGACACAGAUGAAUGACGAAGUUUUUGGGACUUCAGGCAAAACUGAGUACGAUUUUGAGACCCUCCAGUUGUUCACGUAUGCCGAUAUAACCUACAAAAUUUGCACGAAUUUGAAGGACCAAAUGGAAGCCAUGAUAACUCCUAAUGCUGCAAGGAGAAUAGCGAAAAGAAUUGGGGGUGAAUUUAGCCUCCUCCCAUCAAUGCAUCUACAAAGGUCUGAAAAACUAGCCAAGAUCAUCGCUGGAUGUGCUGCUGAACUGCCAGGGACCGAUCUGUCUGUAACACUUUCCCACUGUGUAUCAGCAUAUUCGUGUCUGGGUCAGUCGGAACGCGAAUUUGCAAUGGAUGUUCAUUCCGAAUUGCUUUUGGUCAUUAAGGAUUUUCUCACUUCAUAUUGGCCAGAAGUACAGAAGGAGCGACGCAAACUGGAUCUCUUGCGUAUCGACUACGAUUGGGCACGCCGCAAGAAAUGGAAAAAAGUGGAUGAAAAGAAGGUUGCGAUGACGAAGCAGGACUUUGAUCGUCAGCUCUAUCUUACUCAGUUACUCCUUCAACAGUGCAAAACAACAAGGGAGAAAAUCGCAAGUGGCCUUGUGAGUAUGGCAACGGCACAGUUGCAACACUUUAAACGCUGUGAGGAGGCUAUGCUUCGUCAAAACAUUGAGGUCAACUCGGAGAGCUUCGUGCAGUAA